CACUUCACUUGUGUUUUUGCUUGUCCUGAAUACAAAAAAUGGCGGAAGGAGUUCUCUUCAACGUUGCAGCACGAAUCAUCGGAGGGCUAGGCUCCCUUGCUUUCCAAGAGAUCGGAUUAAUUUGGGGUGUCCAAGAUGAGCUCCACAAGCUCAAGGAGAUAGUUGCCGGAUUCCAAGGUGUUCUUCUUGACGCUGAGCAAAAGCAAACCAACAAUGAAGUCAAACUGUGGCUCAAAAGCGUAGAAGAUGCAGUUUAUGAAGCCGAUGACUUGCUGGAUGAGUUUAAUACUGAAGCUCUGCAGAGACAAAUGAUGUGUGACAAUACUAAGAUGUCAAAGAAGGUACGCCUCUUCUUCUCUAGCUCAAAUCAACUUGCUUUCCGGCUAAAGAUGAGUCAUAAGAUAAAAGAUAUAAACAAGAGGCUUCAUGAGGUUGCAUCUCGUAGAGCCUUUCACUUGGAAAUAAAUCGUGAAGAUACACGAUUUAUAAUUAGAGAGAGGAUCACUCACUCAUUUGUCCCUAAGGAAAAUGUUAUAGGGAGAGAUGAAGAUAAAAAUGCAAUUAUUCAACUUUUGUUGGAUCACAUCUCAACUGAGAAUGUGUCAACCAUUUCCAUAGUUGGAUUUGGAGGAUUGGGGAAAACUGCUCUUGCCCAACUCAUAUUCAACGAUGAGGUGAUUCAAAAUCAUUUUGAGUUGAAAAUAUGGUCAUGUAUCUCUAAUGUAUUUGAGUUGGAUAUAGUCGUUAAGAAAAUACUAAAAGUUGACAAGAUUGAUAUGGAUGAGCUGCAAAAUGAUCUUAGAAGAAAAGUAGAUGGGAAGAAAUAUCUAAUUGUGUUGGAUGAUGUGUGGAAUGAGAAUCGGGAGAAAUGGCUUAGCUUGAAGUACUUGUUAAUGGGGGGUGGAAAAGGUAGUAGAAUACUGAUAACCACUCGUAGUGAAGCGGUUGCGACGAUAUCAGACACAACUAAACCAUACACCUUAAGGGGUUUGAAUCAAGAGGACAGUUGGUCUUUAUUUAAGGAAAUGGCUUUUAAAGAUGGAAAAGAGCCAGAGAAUUCAACAAUUAAGGCAAUUGGGAAGGAGGUUGCAAGAAAAUGUCAAGGAGUUCCACUCGCUAUAAGGACAAUAGGUGGGAUGUUGCGCACCAAAUAUCACGAAACAGAAUGGUUGAAUUUCAAAGAAAAUAAACUUUCAAGAAUAAAUCAGGAAGAAAAUGAAAUUUUACCAACACUUAAACUAAGUUAUGAUGUGCUCCCAUCACAUUUGAAGCAUUGUUUUGCUUACUGUAGCUUGUUUCCACCUGAUUAUGAGAUCUCUGUACCGAUGUUGAUUAGACUUUGGGUGGCGCAAGGGUUCAUUAAGUCAUCCGAUGAAAACGAGAGUUUGGAGGAUGUUGCGUAUGAAUAUUAUAUGGAAUUGUUGUGCAGAUCGUUUUUUCAAGAAGAAAAAGAUGAGUUUGGAAGAAUAAAAAGUUGUAAAAUGCACGAUCUCAUGAAUGAACUUGCAAUAUUAGUGUCGGGGGUCGGAAGCACCGUUGUUGAUCGGAACCAAAAAAAAUUUCAUGAAAAGCUUUGUCAUGUAUCUUUCAAUUUUCAUGUUCAUCUGUUGAAAUGGGAAGUGCCAACUUCCUUGCUAAAAGCGAAAAAGAUACGAACCUUUCUUCUUCCUUGCCAAGAGUAUAGAAGUUUUUCAGUAAAGAAUUCAUCUUGUGCUACAAUUAUUUCAAAUUUUAAGUCAUUGCGUAUGCUGAGUCUCAACGACUUUGGAAUUACAAAAUUACCUAAUUGUCUUAAAAAAGUGAAACAUUUGAGAUAUCUUGAUCUUACUGGUAAUCCCAUCGAGAGAAUUCCAGAUUCGAUAGUUGGACUUUCGAAUUUGGAAACACUUGAUCUCUCUUACUGCCGGAAGCUUAUGGAAUUGCCUAGAGACAUAAAAAAAAUGAUAAACUUAAGGUAUCUCAUCUUGGAAGGCUGUGAUAAAUUGACUCGAAUGCCACGUGGAUUGGGGGAGCUGACCGGUCUUCGUACAUUGGAUAAAUUUGUUUUAAGCGAAAACAAUUCUUUGUUGAGGGACAGUGCUGGUCUUGGUGAACUGGGAAAGCUUAGGGAAUUAAGGGGACAGUUAGAAAUUAUAAAUUUGAGGCAGGAGAAAGAUGUGAUGUCAGAUUCAAAUGUUGGUACACCUCUCAUGGAGAAACAGCAUCUCCAUUCAUUGACUUUAGACUGGAAACGUGGAGAAGAUGUAAACGCAGUUGAUGAGAAGGAUAUUAUAAUGUCAAUGGAAGUGUUGCAACCCCAUUCAAAUCUAAAGAUGUUGUCCGUGUCUGAUUAUGGUGGUGUGAGGUUUGCGAGUUGGUUUUCUUCUCUCAUAAAUCUUGUUGAUCUCACAUUGACUGGGUGUCAUAGAUGCCAACAUCUUCCACCCUUGGAUCAUUUCCCAUCCCUCAAGUCUCUUCAACUUGAAGGGUUUGAGAAGUUGGAGUACAUAUCAGACGAUACCAGCAGCAGUAAUAGUAUGAGUGAUGAGAUGAUGACGUCCCUGGAGUUCCUCUGCUUAUCCGAUUGCCCUGUUCUGAAGGGAUGGUGGAGGGCGCACACUCAUAACAAUGCUUCUUCUUCUUCAUCAACGGAAAAUCUGUCGUUGCCUUCUUUUCCCUGUCUUUCUACAUUGCAGAUCUGGGAUUGUCCUAAUCUAACUUCCAUGCCUCUGUAUCCAAAUGUGGAGGGAAUAGAUCUCAAUGGGUGCAGCUGGAAGGUUGUUGAUUCCUUGUUUGGUAGAGGAGCAUCUGAUAUUACACAUGAUGUUGGUGUUGAUGUCUCUGCCUCUUCUUCCUCCCCUCAUCUCUCCAAAUUAACACGUCUGUCACUCAUUAAAAUUGAGGAUUUGGAAUGUCUAACGUCACAAGGAAUGGGCAACAUCCCAUCACUCCAAUCGCUUUACAUUAGAGAUUGCCCAAAUUUGGCAUUACUACCAUAUCAUGGGAUGGGCAACCUCGCAUCCUUUCGGGAGCUUACAGUUAGAAAUCGCUCCAAUUUGACAUCAAUGUUAAGAGGGAUCGCCAAUCUUACAUCACUUCAGGAGCUUGCAAUUGGAGAUUGCUCUAAUCUGACAUUACCGCCAGAAGUGGUCGUCGUCAACCUCCCAUCACUCCAAUCGCUUACGAUUACAUCUUUCCCAAAGUUGGUAUCACUACCGGAAGAAAUAAGCAAUCUCACGUCACUGCAGCACCUUGCAAUUGAAUUUUGCCCAAAUUUGGCAUCACUGCCAAAAGGGAUUCGUCGACUCCCCAACUUAAAUAGAUUGCGAAUAUGGGAGUGCUCCAUGUUAAGCGAAAGAUGCGAGGAGGAAACAGGUGAGGAUUGGCCUAAGAUUGCUCACAUCCCAUCCAUUUCUUUUCAUAGUUAUUAAGAUGAAAUAACAUAUGGUCAAAGAUUUUGUCCACAUUUUUGCUUUCUCGUUGAGCAACACUGAUUCCAAAGCAAAGCAGUGUUGAAACUACCAAGCAACCGGCCAGAUGACAAUUUAUGCGAUAAAUGAAGGACUGGUUUGAGUUUCCACCAUAAAACUAACUGACAAUAUGGGAAGUAGCCGCCCAUGCAAGUUGGAUGGUUGCAUAUUUUAUACACAAUAUUCGUUGUUGAGCUUCAACGGCAGAUCAAAUGUCUCAGACACUCAGUGUUGCAUGGAAGCAUGUGAGGACAUCUUAAAAUCUGCAGCGGAUCAAAUGUACUCUUGCUCCGAGCACACAAUUCAGACGAAAGUUGGCUACUUACUGGGUAUGGAAUGUGAAGGACUAAUAGAAGUCGUGUUUGUUAGUGCAAUUUCUUUUUGGUUUGAGAUGUGGAGGACUAAUGAGAUUGCUUUGGUGGAAAGUGUUUCCCCUUAACUGAUCUGUGAUGCAUGGUUCUUAAAUUCUCGAAAAGAAUCGCUGGAAUUUGUCCUUGCAGAUGAAGGUUUCGAUGUAUGCGUAGGGAAUGUGUGUGGAACACGAAGGAGUCAUGGACACACAUCUUUAUCAGAAGAGACAGAAAUGAUGCGCUGCAUAUAUCGACAACAAUCUCCAAAGUCUUUGUUGUUGGACAUUCACAGGGAACAUUCAUGUCUUUAGCUGCUCUCACCCAGCCGGACAUAGCAGAACUGGUUGAAUCUGCCGCUCUUUUCUGUCGAAUAUCAUACUUGGAGCAUAUCACUUCUAAAUUUGCACUUAGAAUGGUCAACGUAUAUGUUGAUCACGUAUUCCUUAUCUUCUUCAAAGUAUACCGCAUGAUUGGCUUCUCUAAUAGAAUUGAUGCAUCUGUUCAUCUUUUCAGAUGAUUCUUUUUACUCAAUGUUAUGAGAUUUUAGUAGUAGUAAUUUUGUUAUCUUCUGUACAUUAUGUGUGGUGAAUGGGGCAUCAACUUUUUGGAUUCAAUAUGUGGUGGCAUGUUGACUGCUUGGAGUGGUUGUAUAUGAUUUUGGUUUUGAUCGACGGGUUUAGGUACUAUGUCCCCCCGUUGUAUGUUUUUAAUCAAGUAAUAUAAUAUGGGCGUGAGGGCCUAGCCCCCCAGCUUCGACUGGGUUCCAGCCCUCUUUAAAUAUUUCUUUUUAAUA
This is a messenger RNA of Malus domestica (apple), 4592 nucleotides long. The record is from RefSeq and is a predicted model, not a curated record. NCBI's taxonomy places the organism in Eukaryota, Viridiplantae, Streptophyta, Magnoliopsida, Rosales, Rosaceae.